GUGCUUUCUUUUAUAACCUUUAAACCCUUCCGCUCUCUAAUUCUCUCUUUCUGUUUGUUCUGCAAGAAUUACCAAAUUGAGAGAGGAGGAGUACACAACUCAACAAUCUGAAGAAAACGUGCUUUCAAAGAGACUCUAGCUUCUUUCUUUGUGUCGAUCUGGUUUGAAUUAUUGGGGGAGGAAUCGAAGGAAUUCAUCAUUUGUUCAUGGGCAUAACAUAAUUGCAAAGAAAGCUAGAGAGAUGACAUGGUGCAAUAAUAACUCGGACAUUCAAGUAGCAGCAGUCACACAAAACCCUAAACAAAACAACACCUUAAUCGAUGAGGUUCGUACCAUAACAUGCCCUUCCUGUGGCCAUCACAUUCAAAUUCAAGAUCAGGGAGGAGUAGAGGAUUUGGCAGGGCUACCAGCAGGAGUGAAGUUUGAUCCAAGUGACCAGGAAAUACUAGAACACUUAGAGGCCAAGAUUAAAUUAUCAGAUUCUCGAAAGUUCAAUUCUCUUAUUGAUGAAUUUAUUCCAACACUAGAGGGGGAGAAUGGUAUUUGCUAUACCCACCCAGAGAAGCUCCCAGGAGUAAGCAAAGAUGGCCAAAUUCGACACUUCUUUCAUCGACCUUCAAAGGCAUACACGACGGGAACAAGGAAACGAAGAAAGGUACACACAGAUGAUGAUGGAAGUGAGACAAGAUGGCACAAAACAGGCAAGACAAGGCCAGUCUUUGUUGAUGGAACAAUUAAGGGAUUCAAGAAGAUACUAGUGUUAUACACCAACUAUGGAAGGCAAAGGAAGCCUGAAAAGACUAAUUGGGUGAUGCACCAAUACCAUCUUGGCAACAAUGAAGAAGAAAAAGAAGGAGAGCUAGUUGUGUCUAAGGUGUUCUAUCAAACUCAGCCAAGACAAUGUGGUUCAAGCAUCAAAGGUUCUUUUGAUAGGAAACUGAAAAACCCAAGUCAUUAUCUUCACAAUAAUCCUGCAACUAAAUCUGCUCUUCUUGUUGACUACUACAAUCCUUCUUUUAUUGGUUAUGAUCAUGGGAGUCAUGGUAGAGAAAGCCCAACACAGUUGAUUCCCAAUAUGGUUGUUCAAGGUGAAGGGUCAUCGUUCAUUCGAUUAACUUCUGAUACAAGCAAGGGGAAGCUUAAUAAUUAAGAAUUUCAUUUUUGAGUGUUGUUAUUGAUGUUGUGUAGUGUAAUUGAAUAACUUAUUAGGUAGGGAAUUUGAAAAGAUCAGAGAAAGGAAUAAGAAUAAGCAAAGGAUAGGUUUCUUUGUGGAAGGAAGAGACAGGUUCUUUGGAAGAUUUUCAAGCAAAGGGGAUCGGCAAAUGGUGCCUCUAUGCCCGUAUAUUAUUAAUGGUGAGUAGCAUUAAUAAAGAAAAAGAUGCAAGCUUGAUCUCUUAUGGAUUUAGUUUU
Messenger RNA from Tripterygium wilfordii, 1410 nucleotides. Its product is annotated as NAC domain-containing protein 73-like. The coding region runs from base 242 to 1150 and encodes 302 amino acids. NCBI's taxonomy places the organism in Eukaryota, Viridiplantae, Streptophyta, Magnoliopsida, Celastrales, Celastraceae. Gene Ontology annotation, biological process: regulation of DNA-templated transcription. The transcript is spliced from 3 exons. Gene Ontology annotation, cellular component: nucleus. Gene Ontology annotation, molecular function: DNA-binding transcription factor activity; transcription cis-regulatory region binding. The record is from RefSeq and is a predicted model, not a curated record.